Messenger RNA from Cervus elaphus (red deer), 1397 nucleotides. RefSeq names its product carcinoembryonic antigen-related cell adhesion molecule 6-like. Bases 77 to 1078 code for a protein of 333 amino acids. The transcript is spliced from 8 exons. The record is from RefSeq and is a predicted model, not a curated record. NCBI's taxonomy places the organism in Eukaryota, Metazoa, Chordata, Mammalia, Artiodactyla, Cervidae. Gene Ontology annotation, biological process: signal transduction; regulation of immune system process. Gene Ontology annotation, cellular component: cell surface; plasma membrane. Gene Ontology annotation, molecular function: protein tyrosine kinase binding.
GCGACUGCAGGGCCUGUGAGCGUUUCUGGACCGGAAGUUCUCCUCACAGAGAGGGGCCCAGCACACAGCAGGCCCCAUGGAGCCCCCUUCAGGUCCUGCAAGCAGGAGGCAUGUCCCCUGGAACAGGCUUCUCCUGGCAGUCUCACUCUUAACCUUCUGGCCCCUGCCCACCACUGCCUGCCUCAGUGUUGACACGGUGCUCCCCCUUGCUGCAGAAGGGACAGAUGUUCUUCUACUUGCCCACAACGUGACAGAGAAUAGUCUAGGCUAUGCCUGGUACAGAGGAGAAAGGGUAGAAAACAUCCAGUUAAUUGCAUCAUACAGAGUAGACACUAAUGUAACUACCAAAGGGUCUGCACACAGCAGAAGAGAGACACUUUACCCCAAUGGAACCCUGCUCAUCCAGAACGUCACCCAGAAAGACACAGGAUCCUACACGCUGCUCGUUACAAACGAUGAUUUACAGACAGAAAGACAAACUGGGCAUCUCUGCAUAUACCCGGUGCUACCCACACCCGUCAUCACCAGCAACAACUCCAACCCCUGGGAGCACGAGGACACUGUGGUGUUAACGUGUAGAUUUGAGACUCAGGACAUCUUCUACAUGUAUUCGAUCAACAAUCAGAGCCUCCACAACAGCACCAAGCUGGAACUGUGCAAGAGAAACAGGACUCUUACUGUGUUCAAUGUGACAAGGAAUGACGUAGAACCCUAUGUGUGUGAAGCCAGGAGUCCAGAGAAUAUCAUCCAUGGUGACCCAUUCAACCUGAAUGUUCUCUGCCAAGAAAACAGCCCAGCCCUCAAUAACGAGAUCGUUAUCGCCAUCAUGACUGGGAUCCUGGUUAGGUUGGCAGUGGUGACCACUCUGGGGUGUUUUGUUUUCUUCAAGAUGAGUAGAAGGGCCAGUGGACAGAAUGACCUCAGAGAGCAGCAGCCUCCAGCAGCCACCCUGGGACAUGGUCCUCUGGCAGCUCUGUCUCCCCGGCCUCCCUACACAGCCCCAGGCCAAUUGUUCCUCUCUAUGAGGAAUUACUCUAUCCCAACACAGAUAUCUACUGCCAGAUCCACCCCGAAGUAGAUGUGGUUUCUUAGUUUGCUCCAGAAACUUCCCCCUAAGCGCUGUGGAGAACAGCCUGCCUGAGACCCAGAGUCUGAGUGAGGUCAGAAACCUGAAGCAGAGAAACAGCUGUGACCUGUGAAGAUACUGGGGGACCUGGGCUCAGCCUUAGUGUCCCUCCUGGCCUUCUGGAGGCCCUGACAAGGCUGCUCUGAGCCCUGGAUGGAUGAAGACAAGGACUUCCAUUCCCUGAGGAACUGAGGGCUUCCAACGGAAGUGGCUGGGCCUGUGACCCACUGUGGACCACCUGAGAGGUCUGAAUAAAGAGCACUUUCCUCUC